This is a messenger RNA of Nerophis ophidion (straightnose pipefish), 2388 nucleotides long. Its product is annotated as gastrula zinc finger protein XlCGF57.1-like. Bases 473 to 2032 code for a protein of 519 amino acids. Gene Ontology annotation, biological process: regulation of transcription by RNA polymerase II. The transcript has 3 exons. NCBI's taxonomy places the organism in Eukaryota, Metazoa, Chordata, Actinopteri, Syngnathiformes, Syngnathidae. Gene Ontology annotation, molecular function: DNA-binding transcription factor activity, RNA polymerase II-specific; RNA polymerase II cis-regulatory region sequence-specific DNA binding. The record is from RefSeq and is a predicted model, not a curated record.
AUAACCACAUUCUAGCUGUCUGCAUGGCGACAUACGACACCACUUCACGGGGCUACCGCGCAUGCUCGUCACCAGUGUUGCAUGCUGGGUAGUGUAGUUCUGAAAACUCCCUAGCUCAAAACAUCACAACAAUGACUCUUUGGCCCCGCCCCUACGGACGCAUGCUUGGAAGACAUGCGCUUUGCGGCAAAGUCCUCCUUUUCUCCACACACGCUUCUAAGCCUCGGCACAUCUCCUCACAUCGCUACUAACUACACUUUAUUCAUCCUCCGUGUCAGGAUAAACUCCACUCGUCUCAGCCACAUUUGGAGAUUAUUAGGCCCGUUUAGCUUGAUAGUUGUUUGAGCGCGCCAAUUAGCUUAGCAUGCUAGUUAGCUUAGCUUGUUAGCCGCUAACAAAGAGACGCGGAUUUGAUCAACACAUCGCUUAGUUAAGAUCAAGUGUGAGUGUAAAGUGUUGUGAUUGUGUGAAAAUGUGCGAAAGAACGAUAGAAAAGUAUGAGGAGGAACUUUGUUGUGUGAAAAUGUGUGAAAGAACGAUAGCAGAGUACAAAGAGGAACUUUCUCGUACAAAAGAAGAGAACGAGAGACUACGUCAACUAUUGGAGGCUGUUUUCAAGAAACCUCAAGUUGUGUUACACAGAACAGACGUCCAGCAGCCUCCUCACAUUAAAGAGGAAGGGGAGGAUCCACAGCCCCCCCACAUUAAAGAGGAAGAGGAGGAAGUGUGGAUGAGUCAGGAGGGAGAGUGUCCUGUAGGGCAGGAGGAGGCUGAUGUCAGCAAGUUUCCACUGACUGUUGUCUCUGUGAAGACUGAAGAGCAUGAAGACAAACCACCUGAGUCCUCACAGCUUCAUCACAGUCCAAACGUCCAGCAGGUGUCAGCAGAGAGUCAUGAAGAGAUUCCCUCCAAGCAGCAGGAGUGGAGCUCCAGUGUGGGACAGAAGAAGCUCGAGCCCACUCAUAUAGAGGAAGAAGAGGAACUGUGGGAGCAGCUUCCAAGGUUGGAGGAGGUUAAUGACGAAGUUGAUAUAAAGUCAGAACCAGAUAGCAUCUUUGCUCCACUGUCAGACAUGGACCACAUGAUGUCAGACUCUUCUGAUCACAGUGACCACAUCCAAAAACCUUUGAAGAGUAAAAAUGACUCUGAAGGUGAUACGAGACAUCACACUAACAACAAACACUUUGACUGCUCUGAAUGCGAAAAAUCUUUUAGACACAAGAGUAAUUUUACAGUACACAUGAGAACACAUACUGGAGAGAAACCUUAUACUUGCCCUGUUUGUAAGAAGAGUUUCUCCAGAAAGCAAUACAUGACCACACACAUGACAAUACAUACUGGAGAGAAACCUUUUACUUGCUCUGUUUGUAAGAAGAGUUUCCCCAGAAAGAAUGACAUGACCACACACAUGAGAACACAUACUGGAGAGAAACCUUUUGCUUGCUCAAUUUGUGCUAAAAGAUUCAACGCUAAGAGUGUCAUGAUAUUACACAUGAAAACACACACAGGUGAGAAACCUUUCACUUGCUCUGUCUGUAAGAAGUGUUUCAUCAGUAAGCAUCACAUGACCACACACAUGAGAACACACACUGGAGAGAAACCUUUUACUUGCUCCGUCUGUGAGAAGAGUUUCUCCUCAAAGCCAAACAUGACCACACACAUGAGAACACACACUGGAGAGAAACCUUUUACUUGCUCUGCUUGUUUGAAGAGUUUCUCCAGAAAGAUUGUCAUGAUCACACACAUGAGAACACAUACUGGAGAGAAACCUUUUAUUUGCUCUGUUUGUAAGAAGAGUUUCUCCAGAAAGCAACACAUGACCACACACAUGAGGACACACACUGGUGAGAAACCUUUUCCUUGCUCUGUUUGUAAGAAGAGUUUCUCCAUGAAGCCUGACAUGACCACACACAUGAGAAUACAUACUGGAGAGAAACCUUUUACUUGCCCUGUUUGUAAGAAGAGUUUCUCCAGAAAGCAAUACAUGACCACACACAUGAGAACACACACUGGAGAGAAACCGAUUGUGUGAUAAAACAAUCAGGUUUAAGUAUCAGGUCAAUAAACACAAGUGUGUAACAGUCAUGGAAGCUGCAGGGAUUUAAAAACACUCAAACGGUGAUUGUGCUAAAUGUACUUUAAAAACACAGCAUGAUUAAUAUGAACGUAUAUCUUAUGUUGAAUGUUGUGCUUCUUAUCUUCUACUCUUAUAUGUUGUCCUGGAAUGACUUUUUAAGUUGUGUGCAUUUAUUGAACAUUAUAAAUGUUUCUAAAUUUGUAUUCUAAUUUCCCAUUGUUAAAGAGAGGUCAUAUUUUUUUUCUUUUUUUUUUUCACACAUUUGUUCCAUUGCAUUUUAUUGAUGUUAUUCUCCAAUUAAAAGUACGAAU